UUCCCGAAUUUCCCCCUUUCCCCGGCGCCCAGCGCUGUCGGCGGCGGGCAGCCGCUGGGUGGAUGCGGAGCUGCAGCGGGCGCUGCAGGGCAUGCGCAGGAUGCAGGCGCUGCUGCAGCGCAGCGACCGCGGCCACCGGGAGCUGCAGCGAUCCCUGCAGCAGGCGCAGCGCGGCAAGGAGGAAGCAGUGCAGCUGGCGCUGCAGAAGGAGCAGGAGCUGUCGGCGCGGGGCGAGCGCUGCAACGCGUCGGCGCAGGAGCUGUGGGAGCGCUGCAAGCCCUGCCUGCGGCAGCGCUGCAUGCGCCUCUACUCCCGCACCUGCCGCAGCGGCGCCGGCCUGGUGGGGCGCCAGCUGGAGCAGUUCCUGAACCAGUCCUCGCCCGUGUCCGUGUGGCUGGACGAGGAGCGCCUGGAGCGGCUGCGGGAGCGCGACGAGCGGCAGGAGCGGCGGCGGCAGGAGCUGGAGGAGCGCUUCGGCCUCCUGGAGGACGGCGUCCAGGACCUCUUCCAGGACAGCUCCCGGCUCCAGGCCCACCUCCAUCCCCUCGUCCAGCCGCCCUUCGGCGCCGGCCGCUUCCCGCGGCGCUUCCGACGCUUCUCCGGAGCCUUCCAGCCGCUCUUCCAGGCGCCGCACGGCGGCUUCCAGCAGCUCUUCCAGCCGCUCUUCCAGCUCCUGGAGGAUUCCCAGCGCUCCUGGGAGAGCCCCUGGGCAGAGCUGGGGACAGAAUCCCGGAAUUUCAGCAACGACAAGAUGGUCUGCCGGGAGAUCCGGCGGAACUCGGCCGGCUGCCUGCGGAUGCGGGAUGAGUGCGAGCAGUGCCGGGAGAUCCUGGCCCUGGACUGCGGGCAGGAGGAUCCCUCGCAGCAGGAGCUGCGGGAGCAGCUGGAGGACGCGGUGCGCGUGGCCGAGCGCUUCGCGCGCCGCUACGAUUCCCUGCUGCGGGAAUUCCAGGAGGAGAUGUUCAACACCUCCGGCCUGCUGGACCAGCUGAGCCGCCGGUUCGGCUGGGUGGCCCGCCUGGCCAACCGCUCGCUGGGCUCCGACGGCGUCCUGCAGGUCACCGCGGUGCUGUCCAAGGCCGCGGACCCCGCGGAUCCGGCGGCGCCGGACACGGAGGUGACGGUGCAGCUCUUCGACUCGGAGCCGCUGGCGCUGACGGUGCCCGGGCACAUCCCUUGGGACGAUCCCAAAUUCAUGGAGGUCGUGGCCGAGCAGGCGCUGCAGCGCUUCAAGGAGAACGCCGUAGAGUAGCUGGGCGAUGCCGCCGCCGCCCGUCCGGAUCCCCUUCCCGGGGGGAAUCGCCGCCUGUCCCUGCCAGCGCUCCCCUCCCGGCCCUCCCCGCUGCCAAACGGGAAAUAAAGGUAGAGUUCAGCGCCCUG
Molecule: messenger RNA, 1380 nt
Organism: Lonchura striata (white-rumped munia)
Lineage: Eukaryota; Metazoa; Chordata; Aves; Passeriformes; Estrildidae
Source: RefSeq, a predicted model, not a curated record